CAAAGGGUCCUCAAGGUGAAAUCAAGUCCUCAACGCCAUUAAUACCCAUAAAACACGAAUAAGCCAAUAAAGCAGGAGCAACUGCACCUCUUUAUACCUGCGACACCAUAAUCUCUCCGAUAUAACCACCAGUCGACCUACAACAACCCGGCACAACCAGUCGCAUCGAGAACUCCAACCAGCCAGGCACCGGGCACAACAUCCCACAACCUGCACAAUGUCCUCUCAAGACUCUCUCCCAUCUUCCCCCGAAACCAUCGCGCGCCAGCGCUCCCUACUCCGCUACACCUCCUUCGGCGCGCUCGUCAUCUGUCCGCUCCUGAUUGCGCUGCCGCCGCGCAAGAUGGACGUCUACACCAUCGCGGCGCUGGCGUCGACGGGGUUGAGCGGGAACUACUUGAUGGGAGAUUACACAGGGAGGACAAUAGUUGACCGGGCGAAGUUUUCUGCAGCGGGGUUUAUGGCUGAGAAGGCGGAGGAGAAGAAGCGGUUACAGGAGAAGAUCAGGAUGGGAGAGGUGCUGAGGAGUGCGACGGAUAGUAGGCCGAAGGAGGGGUGGAAGGCCCAGAGGGAUGAGAGGGAGAAGAAGGCCGCCGAGGAGGGGAAGGGGUAUGGGGAUUUGAUUAUGGAUCAGAUUUGGGAUGUGUGGACUUGGGGAAAGGGAGAUAAAUAGGUGCUGACAGAUGAGGAGCUGUAUGAUCAGGGUUUACGACGACAAUGAGGUGGAAGUGUAUAUAAGAGUGUAGCUCGCGAUAGGAUUAUCUGGCAGAGCUUGUAGUAAUGUGUACAGUACGGGAUAUACCCUUCUCUUGGUAUCAAUCACUCAUACACUUCCUAUGCGAUUAUAUACAGACAUUGAAGCCAG
Pseudogymnoascus verrucosus is the source of this 865-nucleotide messenger RNA. RefSeq lists its product as uncharacterized. NCBI's taxonomy places the organism in Eukaryota, Fungi, Ascomycota, Leotiomycetes, Thelebolales, Thelebolaceae. The transcript has a single exon. The record is from RefSeq and is a predicted model, not a curated record. Bases 218 to 673 code for a protein of 151 amino acids.